AUGGUAACUCCUCAGUCCCUUGACCGCCCGUCCGACGAGGUUCUUGGAAAGGCUGAGCCCGCUACUCCUCUUAUCGCUGCUUCAGAUUCCAAGAAUGAUUCAAACGCUUCGGACUCGCGCCCGGAGUCCCCUUCGGCCGAGACUCCAAUGAGCGAGUCUGGGAGUAGACCGGCCCCGCCCAUGCAAAAACGGCGUCGCGUUACCAGAGCGUGUGACGAAUGUCGCCGCAAAAAGAUCAAGUGUGAUGGCAAGCAGCCUUGCACCCAUUGUACCGUGUACAGUUAUGAAUGUACAUACGAUCAGCCUUCGAAUCGCCGAAGAAACCCAGCACCGCAAUAUAUCGAAGCCUUGGAGCAGAGAUUGCAGAAGGCCGAGUCCAUUUUGCGCUCUGUCCUUCCCGGCCUGGACCUUGAUGACCCCAAAUUCGAUGCACAAUCUGUCGAGCAACUAAUUGAGAGUUCGAAACCGGGUAUAAGCUCCAAUGGGGUCGGAGCACGGCCGGCAGAUUCUCUGUCGAAACCAGACGAUGACGCUCAACUUCAAUCCAUGGUCGACCGCACCGGCGCGCUGGAUCUGGACGAUCAUGGCAAUUGGGAUUUUCAUGGCCACUCUUCAGGUUAUGUAUUUAUGCGAAAAUUCCGCGCCCAGUUCGGUGAUCAGUUCUUGCACGAGUAUGCACAGGCCGGUAAGAGCCGCACGAUAUCACAAAUGCUCGAGUCGCCAAAGUCUGCACAUUCCUCUCCAUACGAUGUCAGCCUCGCCGCGACCGUUGAUCUGCCCCCAAAAGAAGUGGCUAUAGAACUUUGCCGAAACACCCUUGAUGACUGUUGCGCUUUGAUGCGACCCAUCCAUCGACCAACCUUCUUCCGUCGGCUCCAUGACGUGUACGACACCGACCCCGAGCAAUAUAAUAAUGGCCACGUUCAAUUCCUGCCAUUGCUCUACACCGUGAUGGCGGUGGGAUGCUUGUUUUCUAAGACGGAAAAUGACAACACCAUGCUUGACGUCAAGGGUUAUAAAGAGGCCAUUGAACAAGGAUACCAACAUUUCAACACAGCGAAACAGAUGCUCGACAUAACUGAUUGCAGAGAUUUAGUGACCAUCCAGACCAUUGUCUUCAUGAUCUUGUUUCUCCAAUCCACCGCCAAACUACCGGUCUGUUACGCUUACAUUGGUAUCGCACUAAGGGCAUGUUGUCGCCUGGGUCUCCACAGGAACGUCCCGCACAAGUUCAACCCCAUUGAACUGGAGGAGCGGAAACGCAUUUUUUGGUUGGUUCGGAAGAUGGACUCGUACGUGGGAGCGGUCCUCGGCCUUCCUCAGAUGCUAAGUGAGGAUGAUGUUGACCAAGAAUUCCCCACCGAGGUGGAUGAUCGAUACAUCACGGAAGAAGGCAUCCACCCCAUGCCAGCCGGAGCAUUCCCCUUGCUUAAAGCGACCAAUGCACAUACCAGACUUACCAAUAUCUUGAGAAAAGUGGUUCGAUAUGUCUACCCCGUCAAAGGCCUGGAUGGACCGCAAAUGGACGCGAGAUAUUCCAUUAGUCACAGGCGGAUAAGGGAACUGGAGCGUGACCUGCAGAACUGGAUGGACCAGUUACCGACCGAGUUGAGACCAUCAGAAAAUGCAGGGCGAGAACUGGCAAGGGUCCAACAACUUCUUCGAAUGUCCUACGCGCAUGUGCAGAUGAUGAUGUACCGGCCUUUUAUUCAUUACGUCUCCCAGACGUGUCAAACUAAAAGUCCGGAUAAGCGGAGCUUUGCUUGUGCAGCCGCGUGUAUCAGUGUGGCCAGAAACAUUGUGCAUAUCACAAGUGAGAUGAAGAGGAGAGGACUAUUGGUGGGAUCGUACUGGUUUGUCAUGUACACCACAUACUUUGCAAUCCUAGCGCUCGUGUUUUUCGUCAUUGAGAACCCGGACAGCCCUACAGGCAAAGACAUCCUCAAAGACGCGGUUGAGGGAAGAGAUACGUUGGCUGGUCUCGCCAAACGCAGCCUGGCUGCAGACAGGUGCACCGUCAGCUUGAGUGGUCUAUUCGAUGUCUUACCGCAAAAAUUGAAGGAGCGGCGGAAUUCUAUGAACUCCGCUUCCAUCAACUCUCGAAAACGCCCUUCUCCAGGUGACGAGCCAGGACCAUUGCAGGCGAGACAGACGGCACCCAACGUCUCGACACCAGGGAGUGCCAGGGAAAGCUCGGCGACACCCAGUCGAGCCCGAACGCACCCGUCCGAGUUUCUUGCCAAGCUGGCAAAACGAAAUUCAAUGCCCGAUCCCCAUGCCCUGUCAAGUCUCUCUGAAGGUGCUGCUUCGGUACAGACGCCUCAGAUGCUGGGAUUUCAGAGCCCGCCUGUUGCAUCUCCCCUCUCCGGCAGCUUCGACUUCACACCGCACAUGGGCAAUGCGCAGAUACCGGAUUUGAAGAACGUCAUGUUCCCCAGCGACAACCCCUUUGCCUACCCCAACCAACCGAUCAGCACACUGGAAUCCACAGACGGGUCAUACUCCUUUCAGGACCACGCCAUCACGCCGGAUGACAAUAACAUGUUCGGCACGCCGAGUACAUCGGCUGCCCCGGUAGCAUCGGUCCAGCCAUCACAUCUGGGCUUCGACUUUGGAUUCGGACACACAUCGAAUGAAACGCCUAGUGGCGGCCACGACUUUGGGGGCAAUGGUGGACAUUUCAACGCGCCCUUGACAGAUAUCCUCAUGCACAAUGCCAUUGGAGGAGAAAAUUUCCACCUUGGAGGAAUGGGCGAUUUCGCCCCAUCGAUGAAUCUUCCGGAUCUGCAUGGAGCCGGCCAUCGCGAAGAAUACUGGAACAACCAGGACUACAAAGGUCCCGUUGGAGUGAGAAACGGGGCCACAUCCGGGGCACCAUCGAAUCUUGAAGGAUACUUCAACUCGGAUCAGUGGUCACAAUGGGGUGACCAGCAAUACAACCACCCACAGCAAUAA
Molecule: messenger RNA, 2955 nt
Organism: Capronia coronata CBS 617.96
Lineage: Eukaryota; Fungi; Ascomycota; Eurotiomycetes; Chaetothyriales; Herpotrichiellaceae
Exons: 5
Coding region: 1-2955 (984 amino acids)
Biological process (GO): DNA-templated transcription; positive regulation of transcription by RNA polymerase II
Cellular component (GO): nucleus
Molecular function (GO): sequence-specific DNA binding; zinc ion binding; DNA-binding transcription factor activity, RNA polymerase II-specific
Source: RefSeq, a predicted model, not a curated record